This is a messenger RNA of Sycon ciliatum, 1734 nucleotides long. RefSeq lists its product as uncharacterized. The coding region runs from base 304 to 1692 and encodes 462 amino acids. The record is from RefSeq and is a predicted model, not a curated record. Lineage: Eukaryota; Metazoa; Porifera; Calcarea; Leucosolenida; Sycettidae. The transcript has 13 exons.
GAUAACUACGGACCACGGUAUUUACGCCUGGAGUGGAAGCAGUUCUUUCCCUUCUUUUUUUGAGCCUGUGCUAGUGGUCAGUGCUGAUGUGUCGUUGAACUGCUCACGUCUUCUCUAGUCUUGGCUAUUACAGUAUUAGUAUUACCGCCGGCAGGCACAGUGGCCAUGUCCAAGGCACAAUGAGACAGGGGCCGAUAACUGCUUCCCUCGACAGUUGUGAGUGCCAGUAGCUUGUGCGAGUUCUUCCUCAGUUCAUUGUCAAGACGCAACGCCGCGUCACAUGAAGCAAAUCCGUAGCAAACAAUGGAGGAGUCGGACGAGACAAGCGCUAGCGACGCACCCACGUCUGAAGGUUCAACCGUCACGCCCGACUCAAGCCUGGAGUUCGAAGACGAGGACUUCAUUGAGGAUUUGCUGGGCGCUAGGACCCCGUCAACCCCGUCGCUGUCGGAUAUCCACAAACCGGGUGCGGUGCCGGAAGAAGAGGACUUGGCGGAAAGAGCGCUUGCUCGAAGCAUAGACGAACUGCAGUCAGCGCAGAAGCGAGGAAAGGGAAGGUCCAGGGUUGCACGCUUUUGGCUGGACGCGGCACAAGCCGAGGACGAGAACAGUGGAGUGGACAAGCCCCCGCUCGUCGAGCUGCUGAUUGCGUCAGACCUACGGGUACUGAAAGGUCUGCUUCAGAACUGGCGGUUUGGAAAGGAGGAGUUCCGGAGUGUAAUGCACGAGGCCUUGUCGGUGCACCUGGGUGCAAAUUUCCGUGGCAAAUUCAGCCUGGAAGAGAUUGACCAGUUUUAUGACCUAGUCAAUCCAUUGUUGGAAGACACAAUAUCAUGGGAGCACAUCUGUAGCUAUGCAUUUGAGCAGCAUCUAGCAAAGGAUGAGAUCAGGGUAGUAUCUCAAAUACCGGAAUGGGGAGAAUUUACGCAGCUCAUGCCCGAAGGCCGAGAAAGGGUAGCUGCCAUAGUGCUGCACUGCGGCGGACAAAGACGACCACACUAUAUGAUAGUCUCAAGGCCGGGUGUGAUCACACGGCUUGAUGCUAACUUUCGAGUUCAACAAACCAAGCAGGUAGAGGAGCUGCUGCUGCCAAGAAAGACAAUAUGGGUCCACGAUGCAGUUAUAAUGGGCACACUGCAGAAGAUGGCUGUGGCUCUCAGCACCAAAUGUGUAUUGAUAUACGACAUAGAAAGGGAUGCCUUGUCAAAAUCAGGCAGGCAUCGUGUGCUCGGCUUUCCAUUGAUCCACCGAAUCAGCGGCUUCACGGAUAACGUCCUUACCAAGCUCUUCUUCUGGCAAGACGAGGAACAUGCCAAGAAAUGCAAGCUGAUCGUGUGUGAUGAUGGAGGGUUGGUGAGUGUGUUCCACUUCUACAAUGCCUUCAACACUUUGCUCCUGACGGAUACCGAGAAGUGGAGACAAAACAUUGGUGCUGAUCAGCGCACAGAUGAAGUCAAUGUACUUCUUUGUAAUGGCAAGUUUGAGAAGUCUUGCGUCGACGCGAAGUUCAACCAGUUCCAACCACAUGCUGAGCCUGCCAGGCAUGUUCUGUACCUGCCGUCCGUGAAGGCCUAUAUCACAUGCCACCCCAUUACCAAGGGUUCUAUUGUCAUAACCUACGCCAGGAGCAGAAGAAGGCAAGUACCUUUGGCUUCUCGGUCGUGUGUUCCUCCAUCUGGUGGGCUUUUGUAACUUGUAGACAGUUGAUGAGCAUUUCACCAAACUUGGAUUGUU